CUUCCGCUCUCCCAGUACGGUCAUACAGUAGGCCAAUUUGUUUAUAUUUUGCAAAAAGUCUGCUCAAAUGGCGAACCUACAAUUAACUCAGGAAAAACUAGACGCUUUGCGCUCGGAAUACAGGCCACGCCGGCCGUGUGCCCUGUUGAAGUAUCCGCGGCCCAAGACAAAACCGGAAUACCAGGCCAUAUAUCCAUGGCUGUUGCCCGACGAGACGGAUCCGCACUUCGUGUUCUGCGCCGUCUGUGAGUGCAGGCUGAGCUGCAAGCGAUCCGAUCUGGGCAAGCAUGAGGGCAGCAUCAAGCACUCGGAAAAUGCGCAGAGAAAAGCCCUGCCGCCCAGGGCGGAACCGGAGGCGGCGGGUGAACCGUUGGUCAUGAAGUGGGAGUAUAAUGAGGACGAGGAGGCAGUACUGCCCUAUGGACCAGGUGCCGACCCUCCCGACGAUGAUGAUGAUGACGACGACGACGACGACGAGGAGGAGGAGGAGGGCGGUGGGGAUGCAGAUACUGACGCCGACUACGAGCAGGAAGACGACGAAGAACGGGGUGUGGAGCCGGUUUCGGAGCCGCAGGUUGAUCUCGAAACAGAGCCCGCCUCCAAGCAGCUGCGCCGCACCUCAGAGACGGACUCUCAACAUUCCGGCAUGCUGGACUACCUGCCGCUGCACGUGACCAUCAACGAGCUGCCCCCCAAUGCCCCAUCAGUCUGUUCCACCUUUCCGUCCUCUUCGACGACGGCAGCUCCGCCCUGCAGAAUAACCAUCAAGAAAGUGGCAGCUCCCAGCACACCGCCCAGUGGAGCAGUUCAAGCGCCGGAGAUCAGUUCCAAGGCCACCAUCACGCCGAUAGCAGCCGGUGGUCACUGCUACACACCCUCGACGCGCACCACGCCCUCCUACGCCGCCCGCCAGUUGCAGUCAUUCCAGCUGCAGCACAUAUCGCCACUAACACCAGCCCGAGACUCCCUGGAGCUCUUCUUCGACAGCAUCUGCGCCACCGUCAAGAGUCUGCCGCCUAAACUGGCCACCGAAGGUAAGAUACGUGUGAUGCAGCUGAUCGGAGAGCUGGAGCUGCGUGCCCUCGGCGAUCAGGAGGCGUCAUCUCAGUCCGCUGGACAUCACGGCCUUGAUCUCGCUGGGAACGCAGAAGCAGGGGCAGCAGCCGAAGCGCCUGGCAGUGGUCAGCAGAACGCCACGGUGGCCUCCACCACCAAGUGAGAUGAACAGGAAUCCGUAAUAGGCUGGAGACGUGGCUCAAGUCGACAAAUUAGAAUGUCCUAGUGCUUUCAUUUCGUACGUUUUGUUGAUCGAUUUUCUUUAAUAAAUUUAUUUAUUAGUUGUUA
Molecule: messenger RNA, 1344 nt
Organism: Drosophila kikkawai
Lineage: Eukaryota; Metazoa; Arthropoda; Insecta; Diptera; Drosophilidae
Gene: Ravus
Product: ravus
Molecular function (GO): DNA binding
Source: RefSeq, a predicted model, not a curated record